This is a messenger RNA of Manis javanica (Malayan pangolin), 494 nucleotides long. Lineage: Eukaryota; Metazoa; Chordata; Mammalia; Pholidota; Manidae. The record is from RefSeq and is a predicted model, not a curated record.
AUGCAGCAUGGAUUCGAAAAGGCAAAUGAGCAGAUUGAAAGAAUGAAUGCUGCAGGAGAGAAGGUUCCCAGCCUCAUCAUCACUGUGACAGGCGGAGAACUGCUGUCAGAAUCCUUUGCAGAGACCAAGGUUGAAGCUGCAAAAUCUAAGCAGUUGGGGGAACUCUAUUUUGUGGAAGUGCAAGAUUACCAGAAAUACCAGCUACUGAAAAUUGCUGGCAAAGAGGGUCAUGUGUUUGGAGUGGACACUGGAUACAGCGGACUCAAAGACAUCGUUGACCCACUCCUAGCGAGGUCUUGUGUGCAGAUUACAUCUAUGGAUUUCUCCACUAUCUGCACUAGAGAUAAAAAGAAAGCAAGGUUAUUGGUUUUUAAAACAUAUACAAGGAUGAAGGUAUCUUUCAAUUUCGAAUUGGAAAGGAAACCACAGGAAUAAAGGCUGUAUCUGUGCAACAUACCUCCAUUACAUGCCAGGAAUGAAGAUAAAUAAUCCGG